AUGGCCGAAAAUCCCAAAGAAAAGAGAAAGCGGGCGCCAAAGCGCUGCCUCAAAUGCCCCGAUAAGCCUCUUCUCUCCACCUGCGCUUUACAUCGGUUCCGAAAGCCCAAGCCUGUUGAAGUACCUCAGGAAGAGCCACAGAGGCAGCCGCAGGCCCCUUUGCAGCCCGUCCUUCCUCAGUCCCCUGACCCUCCCCUGUCUCUACAAGCAGGAUUGCCUUCCCAACAAGUCCCUGCGCCUGCAGACGAAUCAACCACAACACUCGCCACCCCCUCCAGCAACUCCCCCCCCUCUUCGCCGUCGCCUUCGUCUGCUCUGAGUCGUGCGGGGACGCCCAGCUCACCCAACCCCCCCAGCCCUUCUGGACAGAAUCCCGGAUACGAUGAAUCGUCUGUCGAGGAGGAGGAUUCGGACGACGAGGUUGGUCAGAAGAGGAAGAGUAAAGGGCAGCAGUAUCGCAGGCAACCCUCUGGCCGCAACGCGACCUGGGGCGUGGUAGAAGGUGCGGGCAGAGGUUCAGAGCCAUACCCCAUUCACCGUGUCCGUGAACUCAAGCCGGUCAUAUCCUCUCAAAGGAAGGCUACGAAAGACCUCGACAGGUGGACCGCGGACCUUUUGUCUAGAUGUGAAUCCAUUUCCACUCGUACAGGCUGCUGGCUUUACUUAGCCAUGCAACACCCGGCCUCAAGAACACCGUUUGUGCAUUUCACAUCGCGAAAGCUUAGGAAAGAUGCGCCCGAGCACGUCCGGAAAAUUCACAAUGAGGUUCGUCUGACGAUGAAUGCCCUGACUCGUGCCGACCGACGGGCUAGAGUCGAAGUGGAGUCGGAGCUACAGAUGACGCAGCAAAAGCUUGCGAGUGCCGAGAAGCGCGCGGAGGACCUUGAGAGCAAGCUUGAUGCUCUCUUGGAGAGGUUGGCACGUCACGAGAACUCGAGCAAUUUGGGGGUCCACGGCGGCGCCUUCCAACGGCACGAGGGCGAUCAGAACGUUGGGGAGGGGUCUUCGGGUCCGACGGUGGACACUAAUUAA
Molecule: messenger RNA, 1032 nt
Organism: Coprinopsis cinerea okayama7#130
Lineage: Eukaryota; Fungi; Basidiomycota; Agaricomycetes; Agaricales; Psathyrellaceae
Exons: 5
Coding region: 1-1032 (343 amino acids)
Source: RefSeq, a predicted model, not a curated record